Monomorium pharaonis (pharaoh ant) is the source of this 1586-nucleotide messenger RNA. RefSeq names its product protein ALP1-like. NCBI's taxonomy places the organism in Eukaryota, Metazoa, Arthropoda, Insecta, Hymenoptera, Formicidae. The transcript has 2 exons. The coding region runs from base 35 to 1351 and encodes 438 amino acids. The record is from RefSeq and is a predicted model, not a curated record.
UUGUAUAAAAAUAUAUUUUGAAACACAUAACGAGAUGAAUGAAAAAACAAUCUUAUUAAUUAUGUUAAAAAAACUGCAAACGGCGAAGAAUUUGCCAACUUGGCAUGCUGUAUCGGUGUUCGAGAGAGUGCGGAAAUUGUAUUUAGGUUUUGUUUUUCUGCAAAAGCAGAAAAUUAUUAGAAAGAAACGGAAAUUCUGGGUACGGCCAAUGUUCACGCACGUAAUGAGGCAUUUGCAAGGUGCAAGUGACAAUUUAGUUGUUGAGAUGCAAAUAAACGAUCGUGAAAAGUUCUUCAAUUACUUCAGAAUGACUCCGGAAGCAUUUCAAGAACUACUAAUGUUAGUUGAACCACGUAUUAAAAAAAAAGAAAUUUGUCGAAUCCCAAUUUCACCUCGUACAAGAUUGCAGCUGACAUUGCGCUGGUUAGCAUCCGGUGACAGUCUUGCAUCUCAUUCGUAUGCAUUUCGUAUUGCAUCCAAUACAGCAUCAAAAAUCGUAAGGGAAACUUGCACUGCAUUAUGGGAGGUCUUAAAGGAUAAAGUUUUUCUGCAACCCACCACUGAAAAUUGGCAACAGGUUGCUGACGAAUUUCAGGAAAUUUGUCAAUUUCCAAACUGCAUUGGCUCUUUAGAUGGGAAGCACAUUAACGUUCAGGCACCACCGAAUAGUGGCUCGUCCUGUUAUGAUUAUAAAGGUAACCACAGCAUCAACCUACUUGCUGUGAGUGAUGCAAAUUGUUGCUUCAGCAUCGUGGACAUUGGAGCGGAAGGGAGACGUAGCGAUGCGGGUGUGUUUGCUAGCAGUAAUCUUGCUCAUUUAUUGGAUACGAAUUCACUUCAACUGCCUCCGGAUAGGCAUUUGGAUAAUAGUGGAUUCAAAUUUCCAUAUGUCAUAGUAGGGGACGAAGCAUUUCCACUAACAUCUUAUAUGAUGCGGCCAUACUCUCGAAGUGGGAACUUAACUGUUACAAAGAAAAUUUUUAAUUAUAGAUUAAGUCGGGCACGAAGAACUGUAGAAUGCUCAUUUGGGAUACUAGCGGCAAGGUGGCGAAUUUUUCGUCGACCAAUUAUCGCUCACAUUUCAACGGCCAAAUUAGCCGUUCAAGCUGCAACAGCUGUACAUAAUUUUCUUAUGAAACGCGAACUUCAAUUAGAGUCAACAGAAAGAACUUAUUCUGUUUUAAGUAGCAAUGAGCGAAAUGUAACGUCGACUGGAAUUGAAAAUCUACGUAAUUGCAGUGUGCGAAGGAACGUUGAAGCCAUACGAAUUAGAGACGCUUUUGCUACGUAUUUCGAAACUUCAAAUCCACUUGAUUGGCAGUGGAGAAAAGCACUAAACAAUGAGUAUUAAAUUUCUAUUAUGUCCCUAUAAACACAAUAUUCCUCAAAGAAAAUAAGAUAUAAUAUCCUACACCUCAUUGUUUUGAACUUUGAACUUACGUACAUGUAUAUGUAAUGUAACAACAAAAUAUUAAUUUCUUUUAUACUCAAAUAUGAACUACUUAUCACGUUUUAUUGAAAUAGAAAUAAAUGUUUUAAUAUAAAAUGUAUUGGUAGAAAAAUAAAGAUAAUAAUAAUACAAAAAA